Messenger RNA from Galeopterus variegatus (Sunda flying lemur), 2558 nucleotides. RefSeq names its product malic enzyme 1, NADP(+)-dependent, cytosolic (gene ME1). Gene Ontology annotation, biological process: pyruvate metabolic process; malate metabolic process. Gene Ontology annotation, molecular function: NAD binding; malate dehydrogenase (decarboxylating) (NADP+) activity; malate dehydrogenase (decarboxylating) (NAD+) activity. Lineage: Eukaryota; Metazoa; Chordata; Mammalia; Dermoptera; Cynocephalidae. The annotation marks the transcript as partial. The record is from RefSeq and is a predicted model, not a curated record. The transcript has 8 exons. Gene Ontology annotation, cellular component: mitochondrion.
CCUCUUCUAAUGUGAUUAGUGUGUUUUUGUCCUCUAGGUAUGGUAUGAAUUGCCUCAUUCAGUUUGAAGAUUUUGCCAAUAUGAAUGCAUUUCGUCUCCUCAGCAAGUAUCGAAACCAGUAUUGCACAUUCAAUGAUGAUAUUCAAGGAACAGCAUCCGUUGCAGUUGCAGGUCUUCUUGCAGCUCUUCGAAUAACCAAGAACAAACUGUCUGAUCAAACAAUACUAUUCCAAGGAGCUGGAGAGGCUGCCUUAGGGAUUGCACACCUGAUUGUUAUGGCCAUGGAAAAAGAAGGUUUACCAAAGGAGAAAGCCAUGAAAAAGAUAUGGUUGGUUGACUCAAAAGGAUUAAUAGUUAAGGGACGUGCUUCCUUAACACAAGAGAAGGAGAAGUUUGCCCAUGAACAUGAAGAAAUGAAGAACCUAGAAGCCAUUGUUCAAGAAAUAAAACCAACUGCCCUCAUAGGAGUUGCUGCAAUUGGUGGUGCGUUCUCAGAACAAAUUCUCCAAGAUAUGGCUGCUUUCAAUGAACGGCCUAUUAUUUUUGCUUUGAGUAAUCCAACUAGCAAAGCAGAAUGUUCUGCAGAGCAGUGCUAUAAAAUAACUAAGGGGCGUGCAAUUUUUGCCAGUGGCAGUCCUUUUGAUCCCGUCACUCUUCCAAAUGGACGGACCCUAUAUCCUGGUCAAGGCAACAAUGCCUAUGUGUUCCCUGGAGUUGCUCUUGGUGUUGUGGCAUGUGGAUUGAGGCACAUCACAGAUCACAUCUUUCUCACUACUGCUGAGGUUAUAGCUCAGCAAGUGUCAGAUGAACACUUAGAAGAGGGCCGGCUUUAUCCUCCUUUGAAUACCAUUAGAGAUGUUUCUCUGAAAAUUGCAGAAAAGAUUGUUAAAGAUGCAUACCAAGAAAAGACAGCCACAGUUUAUCCUGAACCACAAAACAAAGAAGCAUUUGUUUGCUCUCAGAUGUAUAGCUCUGACUAUGACCAGAUUCUACCUGAUUGUUAUUCUUGGCCUAAAGAGGUGCAGAGAAUACAGUCCAAAGUUGACCAGUAGCGUAAUAGCUGACAUUGCUAACUCCAUUAAUGAGAUCUUCGAAGUCUUUCAUAAUUUUUAAAUGUUGGAAUCCUUUAUAAUGAUUCAUAGUAUGCUUAGAUUAAGAUAAUUUUACUUUAACAAUCUAAAAAUUUAUGGAAGAAUAUUAAUACAAAUUAGGAUAAACAUCAUAGUAGACAAUUUUGUUUUAUUUGCUUUCUGGUUAUUUAUAGUUUCUACUUAAUUAUUCUGCCCAAGUUCUCUUUAAAAGCUAUUGUACUUACCACUGAGAAACUCAUUGUUUUUAUAUAGGAAACUAAUAGAAAAAACAAAAUUUGUAAGAAGUUGAUAUGAUCAACACUAAAAUCCAUAAUUUUGUUGAUCAUUUUGUUAAAAUCCACUUUUUAAAUAAAGACAGAAGAAGCGAAUUUAGGCAUUGAUGAACUUUUGUUAAAACAGAAAUACCCCUUAGUUGCCUUCAGAAAAAUAACUUAUCAGGUAUUUUUAUUCCAGUCCUAAAUAUAUUUGUUCUUUUUGUGCAACUGAAUUCUAACAUUUCUGAGAAAGAUCACCGCUGUUUACAAUGCCUUAUGCAGCCUUAGAUUUCAGUAUUCUUUUGUUAUUGUUAUAUCUUACAGGGUAAAGCUCUUAUCACUUGGUCCUCAUUAGAAAUCCCUUCUUAAAGCACCUUAAUUUCCCAUUGACCAAAUAAAUGCCCUAUCCUUCAGCUCCUUACUGUUGUUUGUGAACUUUGGCCCCUGUCCAGAGUUUGGUACCUUCAGUUCAGUGUGGCCUGAGCAGUGAGAAGGGCUGAAAGGAGAGUAAAGAUCCUUUAGAAAGGAUCUGACCUCUUAAGACAAAUAUCUCAAAAGUCAGGAACAAAACUGUGGUUCCCAGACAAGCUGGGUCCCUACUUGAGUGACCUUCUUUAAUGUCUCUUUGAUUAGCUCAGAUAACUGGGAGCUCACAGUGUAUAAUAUAACCUCACUUUCCUCUGAGUUUGGAGAAAGUUUUAUAACCACAUCCCCAAUGCCAGAAAUUAUCUUUACAUCAGAUAUUUAAAUAUUUUAAUUACUAAGGCCAUUCUAUGAGAAAGAGUAGUUACAUCCCCAGAUUGUAUUGAUUUAUUUUAGAAAUUAAUGAUUGAACUAGUGGAAACAAUUUAAAAAUCUUAAGCUCAGGUGCUUUACAUUUGCUAUUUAUUUGUAGAAUUAUCUGUAGAAUUUUCUGUUUUUGAAGUAAUGCUUUAAAAGUAUAAGAGUUUAAGAAAAACUAUACUAUAAAAUGAUUUUAUUGAAGUUGAAGGUUACACACAUUGUUUUAGGUGUGAGUAGAAGGGUUUGGGUAUUUCUCAAGGUAGCAUUUAGUUAAGAGUUUCCUCAAUAUAGUUAUUUGGAAAAGAUUCAGAAUACCUCGCUAUUUCUUGUCUGUUUCCAUGUUGUCUGAUGGCUCUAACCAAAUGUAUUUACCUAUGCAAAAGAUUUAUUAAAGCAUAGAAAAAGUGAGUGAAUAAAAUUAUAAAAUAAU